AUGGCUGGAGUGACCCCGCCCUCCUCCGAACGCCGCGGAGGCGCCAUGUUCAGCUCUGACCGCAGCAAUGUUGAUGCUGGAGAGGAUGUGAUGGACCUGGAGCUCCUCCUGGAUCUGGUCCAGAACCCUUUUCUUUCCCACUCUUCUCCUCUGGAGGUAAAAGGAGAGGAAAGGCAGCGAUUGGACGAAAACCGGAACCAAGAUGGAGCUCUGUGGACACGUGGACAGUUGGACAGACGAUGGGCGCUUUGGCACGAGUUCAUGAAGGAACACGCCCACCUGGAUGCAUGGCUGCGAUUGGCUGAGCAGGCCGUCACUUCUCUGGACUCCGCCCACAUCAGCUACAGCACAGCCAAGGAGGAGCUGAAGAAGGUUGAGAGGUUGCGGUGCGAGGCGGGAUCUCAGCUCAUCCAGUUGGACAGCCUGACCCGCAGGAACCGGACCCUAACCCGGCUCUUCCAGGGCACCAUGCAGACCCGGCUGCUGGCGUCGGCGCAGGGAUGUGAUCAAAGAUGGGACGGCGUAAACGCCAAACUGGACGCCAUCGCAGGACGGCUGCAGGUUCUCAAUCCUUCCCCCAAACAUCAACUUUAA
Molecule: messenger RNA, 594 nt
Organism: Nematolebias whitei (Rio pearlfish)
Lineage: Eukaryota; Metazoa; Chordata; Actinopteri; Cyprinodontiformes; Rivulidae
Product: nesprin-2
Exons: 3
Coding region: 1-594 (197 amino acids)
Cellular component (GO): meiotic nuclear membrane microtubule tethering complex; nuclear envelope
Source: RefSeq, a predicted model, not a curated record